AUAUUCCUGUUGAUUUAUGUUAUCAUUAUUGUUGGAAAUGCUAGCAUUUUUUGGGCUAUUUGUCUGAAUUCCCACCUUCAUACUCCUAUGUACAUUUUCUUGAUGAAUCUCUCAAUCAUGGAUAUAGUUUAUACCUCCUGUAUUCUCCCUAAACUUCUACAUAUGUUCAUCACUAAGAAUAAUACAAUCUCAUUUUGGGGUUGUAUAUAUCAGAUGUAUUUGUUUUUAGCUAUGGCUUGUGCUGAAGUCCUCUUGCUGGCAGCCAUGGCAUAUGACCGCUAUGUGGCCAUUUGUCACCCACUACAUUAUAUGACUCUAAUGAGUCCAAAACAUUUAGCUGGUUUUGCAGUUACUGCAUGGAGUGUUGGAUUUUUGGACCCUAGUGGUCAUGCGGUACUUAUAUCUAGGCUGUCUUUUUGUGCAUCCCACAUUAUUGACCACUUCUUCUGUGAUGUUAUUCCACUGUUAAAAAUUUCCUGCAGUGAUACCUCAGAGGUGGAAUUGAUUAAUUACCUUGAAGGAUCAUUAAUUUUAUCAUCUGCUUUUGUGCUUACAUUGGUUUCAUAUAUAUUUAUUAUUUCCACCAUUGUGAAGAUAAAAUCUUCAGAAGGUCGACGGAAAGCAUUCUCCACCUGUUCCUCCCACCUAACAUGUGUUGUCAUAUUCUAUGGGACAAUCAUCUGCUUGUACAUGAGACCUACAACAAGUUAUACCCCCAAACAAGACAAGUUUAUUUCUCUUCUUUAUGCUGUUUUAGUUCCUGUUCUAAACCCGAUUAUUUACAGUUUAAAAAACCAGGAAAUUAAAAGUGCAUUUGUAAAAUUUAAGAGCAAAUUGACUUAUUAA
Molecule: messenger RNA, 846 nt
Organism: Bufo bufo (common toad)
Lineage: Eukaryota; Metazoa; Chordata; Amphibia; Anura; Bufonidae
Product: olfactory receptor 1019-like
Exons: 1
Coding region: 88-846 (252 amino acids)
Biological process (GO): G protein-coupled receptor signaling pathway
Cellular component (GO): membrane
Molecular function (GO): olfactory receptor activity; G protein-coupled receptor activity
Source: RefSeq, a predicted model, not a curated record